AUGGCCGCAAAGCGUCCACGGGACGACGACGAUGCGAGAGCGUCGAAGAAGCACAAAAAGGCCUUCUCUGUUGGGCCUGCCAACCUCCCAGACGGAGUGCACAAGCGCAAAGUCCAAAAGAUCAAGCGAGAGAUUAUCCACAAGUCUAAGAUCAAGAAAGACUAUGCGAAGCUGAAAGCACGGGAGCAAGCUGCCGACCCGCAACGCUCUGUCUACGAAAAGUACGACAACGAUGAACAGGUCGACGUCGCAGAACCGACUGCAGAACCGACCCUUGAGCCUCACCCAGACCGUCAAGUUCUGCUCGACAAAACCUCACCAGAACCCGCGCAGCGGCCGGAGCGACCGCAAUCACGCACGCCAAGGAAACGAGCACGUCCACAACCUUUCAGUCGAGAGGCUGAUCAAGCGGAGAAGCGCAGAGCAGAGGCGGAGGCACGGACGAAAGCGCGAGAGGAGGCAGAGAAACAACGCGAACAGAAGCUGGCCGAGCGGGAGCGUUAUCGAAAGGCGAUGGACAAGGCGCGCACAGGAGGGCGUAAUGGGCAAAGGAAGCUUGGCCGCGAAAGCAAAGUACUUCUGGAGAAGGUCAAACGGCUUGUAUCGAGCUGA
Messenger RNA from Mytilinidion resinicola, 612 nucleotides. RefSeq lists its product as uncharacterized. The transcript has 2 exons. Bases 1 to 612 code for a protein of 203 amino acids. The record is from RefSeq and is a predicted model, not a curated record. NCBI's taxonomy places the organism in Eukaryota, Fungi, Ascomycota, Dothideomycetes, Mytilinidiales, Mytilinidiaceae.